AGAAAGCUUAUCGCGGUAGCCGUGUGAUUGACUAUCAUUCAUCUCUAUGAGAAAACGCAAUUAUUGCUGUUUCAUUGCUGUCGCCAUGGCAAUAAUCAUCUUCAUACUGUUCGUGUGUGGAUCCAUCAGCUCUCACACGAGCACUGCAGCAGCCAGAACACACUUCAAGGUUUCUGGGAAAACUUUAUAUAAACUGGACAUCUCGUGGCCCAAACAGCCAGAGGUUUUCACCGGCCAGGUGUUUGGUGUGGCUGUCAAUCAUCUUGCAGGCGUGGUUUAUGUCGCACAGAGAGGAGAGAAUGUCCCGAAAGUGUUGGUGCUCAGCACGGAUGGAGACUUCAUUCAAGCGUGGAACACCAGCACCCUGGAAAUGCCUCAUGGGAUUUUUCUGGCUAACCCUUCAACUGAGCCAUCGGUGUGGAUCACUGAUGUCGGGACGGGGCCGUACGGACACACGGUAAAGCAGUAUUCCCCAGCGGGGAAGCUGCUUCAGGUGCUGGGAUCUCCCGGGAAAGCCGGAUCUUCUCUCGGUCCCAUCCAGUUUGACCAGCCGGCUGAGAUAUUCGUCCACGGUUCUGGAGAAAUCUACAUCGUGGACGGAGACGGCGGGAUAAACAACCGUCUGAUGAAACUCUCUGAAGAUCUGCAGGUGCUGUGGAUGCACGGCGAGAGAGGACAGGGACUCGCUCAGUUCUACAUCCCUCAUAGUGUGGCUGUGGACACCUGUCAGCGGGUUUGGGUUGCGGACAGAGGUAAUAAACGCAUUCAGGUGUUUAAUUCAGUGACGGGUGACUGGCUGGGCUCGUGGGGAAGCUGUUUUAAAGACGACGCACCCUACUCUGUCAGACUCACACCAGACCAGAAGUAUCUAGUGGUGACCCAGUUAAACGUCAAUCAGAUCACACUGCUGGAUGCUCCACCUGUAGGAAUCAUCGGUCAGUGUCAGGUGGUCAGCACCAUACAGCUGGCAGACGAUGUCAAACCUCAUCUGGUGGAUCUGGAUCAGGGCAACGGAGAUCUUUACGUGGCAGAAAUUGGUGCCAGUCAGGCCCAAAAGUUCAUUGCUGUGAACACCGGGAGUGUUUAAAUAUCUUAUGAAAAACCGAUUACACUUAUUACCUGAAGAGCUCUGUAAGAGAACGUUUAAGCUCUUUGUAAUGAGCUGAAAUGAAUAGCUCGGAUGAGAAUAAUGAGAGAUCAUGUCUGAGGUUUUAUUUGAAACCAGAAGAAUACGUUUACAUAAGAUGUAUAUUUCUUGGGGGGGGGUUUGAAUGAAAGACAUUCUCAUUGACUUGUUUGGUCAAUUUCAUGUGUACAUUAUGACACUGAGUUGUCUGUAAUUCUAUUUGUGAACAUAGUAUGUGUUAAUGCGUGUAAUUAUAAGAAUAUGUGCGUGCGCCUGACAACUUUUGUAAUGGAAAGUGUGACAGACCUGUUGACUCUUAAUGUAAACAUUUAACAUGAUUAUAUGGCAAGUAUCUUUUUUCAUUGCACUUGACAUUGUGUUUUAGGAGGUCUUCCUAUGAAGAGCAGGGUGCAUUUUGAUCAUCGUGGGUGCCAUUAUUCAGAUGUUUGAUUGUAUUACUUUUUAUAGUGCUUCUGUUUGAAUGUACUAUUCACAAACCGGACAUGUGGAGCUGUGAUGGUGAUGAUUUAUGGUAAGGUUAGUUUUUAUCAGCUGGCGAGACAGGGAUGUCAUGUUUUAUUACUGUUAUUGCUUAAUAAAUGCAUAAGUUAUGCGAA
Messenger RNA from Triplophysa rosa, 1743 nucleotides. RefSeq names its product NHL repeat-containing protein 3-like. Gene Ontology annotation, molecular function: protein binding; ubiquitin protein ligase activity; translation repressor activity. The record is from RefSeq and is a predicted model, not a curated record. Gene Ontology annotation, biological process: negative regulation of translation; protein polyubiquitination; proteasome-mediated ubiquitin-dependent protein catabolic process. NCBI's taxonomy places the organism in Eukaryota, Metazoa, Chordata, Actinopteri, Cypriniformes, Nemacheilidae. Bases 47 to 1087 code for a protein of 346 amino acids. The transcript is spliced from 7 exons.